Messenger RNA from Austrofundulus limnaeus, 1569 nucleotides. Its product is annotated as leucine-rich repeat-containing protein 15. Lineage: Eukaryota; Metazoa; Chordata; Actinopteri; Cyprinodontiformes; Rivulidae. Gene Ontology annotation, molecular function: protein binding. Bases 234 to 1337 code for a protein of 367 amino acids. The record is from RefSeq and is a predicted model, not a curated record. The transcript has 7 exons.
UUUCUGGGAUGUCAAAAAAAAAAAAGAUCUGAAAGUGUAAUUUGUGAACCUCUAAACUCAGAUUUUAAAGCUGUGCAGAAGCAGAGCUGCAGGCAGCAGGAGUCAUCCCUUCUGACUGGCAGCUGGUGUCUUCAGAACGUCUUAUAGCGACCUUUGAAGAGGAAGUUGCACUUUGAGUGUCGACAGCAAAGCAGACAGACAUCCUGAGGACUGAGAGUUGUUUCAGAGGUGGGAUGACAGCCAGAACAGGUUUCACAGGGCAGAUGCAACACUUGUCAUGGUUGGUGUUGGUAAUGCCAUGCAUCAUGCAGGCUGUGGUGGGCUGUCCUGAUCUCUGCAAAUGCUCAAAAACACCGGGCUCAGAAAAGUCAGAGGUCAACUGUCAUAAGAGGGGGCUUCGUGUCUUCCCCUCCAAUCUGCCUGCUGAUGCUUGGAUCCUCAAACUGGGUGAGAAUGGUAUCACAGGUCUUAACGCCAACAUGUUGAGACCAGUUCCCAAGAUUGAAAGCAUCAACCUGGAACAAAACGCCAUCAAAUCCAUCCAUCCACAAUCUUUUUCUGGUGCAAAGCAGCUGAUGCUUCUUAAUCUUUAUGGCAACCAUAUCACCACUCUUCCUUCAAGGGGAUUUCAGGACCUACUGAACCUUCGUUUUCUGAUGCUGGGGCGGAACCAGAUUGGAACUCUCAAACUUGAGAUGUUUGCAGGCAUGAGGAAUUUGCCAGAACUGGACCUUCCUCUUAAUGCACUGACAAUGCUGCCAUCGAAUGCCUUCAAACCUUUAAUUGCCCUAAAGGUUUUGGACCUUUCCCUUAAUCGCAUCCAGAAAAUCUCUCCUAAGGCCUUUACUGGACUCCGGCAGCUCUUGUUCCUCAACUUAGACAACAACAGCCUGAAAACUGUCCCUGCCAGAGCAUUCCGACCUCUGCGGUCUCUGGAGAUGCUGGUUCUUGACAACAACCUCCUAACUUCACUGAGUCAGAGAGCUUUGGAUGGUCUGAGCAACCUGCAGGAACUCUACCUGAGGAACAACGAGCUGGACCACCUGCCACCUGAUGUGUUCAGCAACAUGCCCAAGCUUUCUCAGCUGGGACUCAGUGGAAAUCACCUGAAGACAGUGGAUGGGAACAUUUUCAGCCCUAUGCCAGAGCUGAAGAAGCUGUACCUUCAUGACAACCCAUGGCAGUGCGACUGUAAGAUCAUCUCUUUCGUCAGAUGGAUGAGACAAACCAGGACCACCUUGUCACCCCGGGAUGCCCUAAAGUGUGUCAAACCACCACACUUAAGGAACAAAAGUCUCGGCAGCCUGCAAGCUGACAAACUCAUCUGUGAGACCUAAUGCAUAGUAAAAAUAACAAAUAAAUACUCAAGAAAAGGACAAUAGCACUAUCUAUAUCAAUUUUGAUAAGAUUUUGGUCAGGAUAUCCUUUAUCUUGUUUACUCGGUAGAUUGUUUACUCUGCUUGUGUUAAAUGUGAAAUAUUUCUGCAGUACAAUUAUAUUUUCUGUAGAAUAUACAUUAUCCCUCAGUCCCCUCAUCACUAUCAUUGUGAAUAAAUCCCUUCAAUCUGG